AUGGAGCAGUCCUAUGAGAAUAUAAUGAUCAACCGUAUGACGACGGGCUCUCCCUCAAAACCUUACGAAUCAUCAGAUGAUUUGAAUCAGAGGGAAGCCACGCCAUCUACACAGAACUCAAUGUUGGCAAGUAGCAAUAUAAAUUGUGUUCUGGACGGGGAAGUUAUGCCCUUCAUGCGACAGAAGCCAGAAAAAGCAGGCGAAACGGCUUCAGACCAAAUAAGUAGGACUGAUAGUAGGGACUGUAACACCCUAACUGGAGACGAAGAGCGAGAAUCUGAAGAAUACGCCAAUCAAAGUAUUCCGGAAGCAGAUGAAUAUGGUUUCUUUCUCAAUACAGAUAGUUCUGUUCCUAGUGCGAGAGCCUUUGUAGAUGUGAAGGUUCUAAGGCGACGAGAGAUGAAGUGGAUAGAAAUGUUUGAGAAUUGGACUUUUUAUAUGGAUCACAAAUUUGACAAGGUUCGUGAGCGGUGUCGAAAGGGAAUUCCUCCAUCGUUAAGAGGAAAAGCCUGGAAGUAUUUGUGCGGAGCAGUUUAUCAUAUGGACUAUUCCAAAAAUAAAGAAGUUUUUGACAUCUGUGUGAAUAAGGAAGUUGAUCCGAAAUGGGCGGAUGAUAUUGAGAAAGACUUGAACCGACAGUUUCCCGAGCAUGAAAUGUUUGCGACGACAGGAACUUAUGGAAAGAAUGGACGAGAUGAUUUAUCAACUCUACUCAAAACCUGGACAGUGUUAUUUCCCGAGGAAGGAUAUUGUCAAGGGCAAGCUCCCAUAGCUUCUGUGCUACUAAUGCACAUGCCAUUAAAAGAUGCCUUUUAUUGUUUUGUGCAAGUGUGUACGAGAUAUCUGCCGAAGUAUUAUAGUCCUGGUUUAGAAGCAGUUCAAGUAGAUGGGGAUGUGCUUGUACAGUUAUUGAAGGAGAAAUCGUCAGUUAGUUAUAGACAUCUUAAAAAGAACAAUGUAGAUCCUGUGCUAUACAUGAUUGAAUGGUUCAUGUGUGUGUUUUGUCGAACUCUUCCCUGGCCGACUGUUUUACGAGUUUGGGAUAUGUUUUUCUGUGAAGGAGUUAAAGUACUUUUCAAAGUAGCGUUGGUUCUGUUUAAAUUUGGAUUAGGAACUAAAGAACAAUGUAAACAAUUCCCCGACUUACAUUCCAUCGUUACUCGUCUCCGACAUUUGCCUCCACAUAUCAUGACAGAAGAAUUUUUGGUAAAAAAGGUUUGUGAAAUUAAUUUGGACGAGAGUCAAAUGGAACGGUUACACAUGCGAGCUAUGAAGCUCCGACAGAUGAAAGCAAAAGAAGACUCUUAG
Molecule: messenger RNA, 1308 nt
Organism: Auanema sp. JU1783
Lineage: Eukaryota; Metazoa; Nematoda; Chromadorea; Rhabditida; Rhabditidae
Source: the annotation of a GenBank genome assembly